AUGAAACAAAAAAAAAGAAAUCGAUCAAAUCUACUCCCAAUCAUAGAAUGUGUAUUAUUGUGUGGAAGACAAGAACUUGCAUUACGUGGUCAUAAAGACUCUCGACCAAUCUGUUUUAAAAGCGAGUCUGAAGAUAUUCAAUAUCAACAUGUAAAUGAAGGUAAUUUCAGAGCCAUUCUCAAAUACAAGGCUAAAGAUAUGGUUGACUUCAAAGAAUUCCUAGAAUCUGAUUCCAGAUACAAAUAUACAAGUUCUAAAAUUCAGAAUGAAAUUAUUUCUACAUGUGGUGAUUUAAUACUUGAAAAAAUUGUGAAAGAAAUUAAUGCUGCAGAAUGUUUUUCAAUUUUAGCCGAUGAAACCACUGAUGUUUCUUUAAAGGAACAGUUAAGUUUGUGUGUCCGGUAUGUUGCCAACACUGGUAAAGAAGUUUGCUUACGUGAAACUUUUUUAAAAUUUGUUGAAAUUCAUAGUCUAACUGGUAAAGAUAUAGCAUCUUCUAUUAUAAAUGGUUUAAAUUCUUGUGGGGUGGAUUGUAAUAACAUCUAUGGUCAAGGAUAUGAUGGAGCUUCUAAUAUGUCAGGACACAUUAAAGGAACACAAACUGUAGUGCGGGAAAACUUCCCUAAAGCGUUAUAUGUGCAUUGUGCGGCGCAUUCGUUGAAUCUAGCUGUAUCAACUUCUUGUGACAUACAGGCCAUAAGAAAUUGUUUAGGGACAGUCGAAAAAAUGUACUGUUUUUUUAAAACACCUAAACGAAAUAAUGUAUUGCUGAAUGAAAUUGAUGAAAGUGACUUGGAUCUUAAAUCAAAAUCUCUCAAGCGUCUAUGUGCCACAAGAUGGGUUGAACGAUACACAGCCAUAAAUGACUUUGCUGAAUUAUUUUCUUGUGUUAUUGGUGCACUUGAAAAGAUAUCCGAAUGGAAAGAUUCAACUGCUACUGACGCCAACAUAUUAUUAAAAUCAGUCGAUUCAGAAUUUUUAGUAUCUCUUCAAGUUGUAAAGACAUUGUUUGCAUAUGGUUUGCCGUUAUGUAAAAUUUUACAAAAAAUAGAUAUUGACUUAAAAGAAGCAGUUGAUUUAGCUGAAAUCAGUGUUGAUACAAUUAAAUGUUUACGUGAAAAUAUUGAUGAAAACUUCAAACAAAUGUUCAAAGAAUCUGAGAAAAUGGCUGAAAUAGUAGGUAUCACUAUUUCAAUUAAGCGUUUGAGUCAGCGAAGCAAACAUCGAGCUAACCCUAGUAUGGAGAAUCUUACACCAGAAACUUAUUAUCGUGUAACUGUUGCUAUUCCGUACAUAGACUCAUUCAUUCAACAAUUAGAAGCAAGAUUUUUAUGUCAUAAAAAUGUAUUCAAAGGUUUUCAAAGUUUAUUUUCUGGAACUUAUUCAGAAAACUUUGAUGAACUUGUUGAAUUUUACCUCGAUAUUGACAAGCAAACAGUUCAAGCUGAACUACACUUAUGGCAUACUAAACUUAACAAACUUGUGAAAUAUCCUAAAAAUUGUUUAGAAGCGUUGAGACAGUGUGAUAAAGAAAUAUUUCCCAAUAUAUAUUUUCUAUUAAAAAUUCUAUGCACUUUACCUGUUUCAACAUCCACCCCCGAGAGAACAUUUUCUUGUCUCAAAAGAUUAAAAUCUUAUCUGCGAAACUCAAUGACUGAGACUCGACUUAAUGGCUUAACUAUGUUAGCUGUUCAUAAAGAAGUACCACUAACAGCAGAAGAAGUUUUAAAUGAAUUGGGCAAAAAAUCAAGAAAACUAGAUUUUGUUAUUUAA
Messenger RNA from Aphis gossypii (cotton aphid), 1773 nucleotides. Its product is annotated as 52 kDa repressor of the inhibitor of the protein kinase-like. The coding region runs from base 1 to 1773 and encodes 590 amino acids. The transcript is spliced from 7 exons. The record is from RefSeq and is a predicted model, not a curated record. NCBI's taxonomy places the organism in Eukaryota, Metazoa, Arthropoda, Insecta, Hemiptera, Aphididae. Gene Ontology annotation, molecular function: protein dimerization activity.